Meleagris gallopavo (turkey) is the source of this 4528-nucleotide messenger RNA. The record is from RefSeq and is a predicted model, not a curated record. NCBI's taxonomy places the organism in Eukaryota, Metazoa, Chordata, Aves, Galliformes, Phasianidae.
GCUGUGCUCGUGGGCAGCUCCCAUGGCGGGGCAGCUCCACACACAACGAAUCCACAGCAGCUGCAGCACUGUGCUGCCUGCUGGCACUCCAAAGCCCUGCAGCUCCUGGGAAGGUUCCCCAGCCUGUGGAUGAGGCAGAAAACAAGCAGUGUGGAGAAAUGCCUGUGGUUGCAUCAGUGAUACUUUUCUUUGGCUGCGGGUAUCAUCCCAGUGCCCAUGGGGUGCAUUUCGGGGCUGCCCUGCAUCCCCCCCGCAGUGCUCCUGUUCUGCCCACCAUUCCCACUGCGAUGUUCCCAUCUCCUGCUCCAAAACAGAGUGUUUUGUGCGCCCUAACAGUGAGCUGACCACAGCAGCAGAUUAAUACUUGUUGCUUAACAACCCAUUCAAGUGGAGUAGGAAGUGUUCUGCUACUGUAAGAUGGAAUGUAUCACCAUUUUCUUGAUAGGGAGAGCAACAUUUGUUUGUUCUUUUGUCCGUGCUGAUGUUUCUGUGCUGGGCCUGGGCUGCUCCCAGGGUUCCAUCCCUUCCUGGUGCAGUAAAACCAUUCCUGGCAUCCCCUGCAGCUCUGCCAGCGGCGGCAUUUCCAUCAGUGCCUCUUAUCAAUUGUCAGCAAUUGCUAACUGCCUGCGCGUGCGUUGCUAUCGGCCUCCCCCUGUACCCUUUUCCUCAUUGCUUUCUGUUUUUAUUGCCUCCCCCAGGCCUAGCAGAAUUUCUAGCUCACUGUCUCUUCUGUGAAUGAGGAAACGUUCCUUGCUUUUUAUAAGGGAAAAAAUCAUUUUUAGCCAACUCGGUUAUUGUUCCUCUUCCUGUGUAGGGUGGGGAGCGGGGGAAAGGUCUGGCACUGGGUAGGUGCCGUCUCUCCGCAGUCCUGGCUCUGUGUGCUGUGUGCGUGGCUGCUCCCUGCCAGUGGGGAUGCCAGGGCUGUGUGUCUGUAUCCAGAACCUGUGGUUCUGGGGCCGCUGAGGCUGCUCGGCCCUACUGACACCGGAGCUCCUCGCCAGCCCCCUGCCUCUGCUUCCCUGACCAUGAGUCCGUGGCGCAGCAAAGUGGCCGAGGCAGCAGAGCCAUUCGUGAAUGCUCCAAGCUGCCCGAUGGCUUUUCCUAGAACGGAGCGGUGACACAGAGCUGAGAUCCCCCCCGUCCCCUUGGGGUGGCUCUGGGGGUGCCCAGCGUGGGGUCCCUGCGCGGGGCUGACGAUGUGUCCCCGCAGGUGGUGAGCCAUGGCGGUGUGGAUCCAGGCGCAGCAGCUCCAGGGCGAAGCCCUGCGGCAGAUGCAGGCGCUCUAUGGGCAUCACUUCCCCAUCGAGGUGCGGCACUACCUGUCGCAGUGGAUCGAGAGCCAGGCGUGGGACUCCAUCGACCUCGACAACCCCCAGGAGAACGUGAAGGCGACGCAGCUGCUGGAGGGGCUGAUCCAGGAGCUGCAGAAGAAGGCGGAUCACCAAGUGGGUGAAGAUGGCUUCCUGCUGAAGAUCAAGCUGGGGCAUUACGUCACGCAGCUGCAGAACACGUACGACCGCUGCCCCAUGGAGCUGGUGCGCUGCAUCCGGCACAUCCUGUACCACGAGCAGAGGCUGGUGCGGGAGGCGAACAACAGCCCCUCACCCGCCGGCACUCUGGUGGACGCCAUGUCGCAGAAGCACCUGCAGAUCAACCAGACCUUCGAGGAGCUGCGGCUCAUCACACAGGACUCAGAGAACGAGCUGAAGAAGCUGCAGCAGACACAGGAAUAUUUCAUCAUCCAGUACCAGGAGAACAUGCGCCUGCAAGCCCAGUUCUCCCAGCUCUCCCAGCUGGGUCCCCAGGAGCGCCUCUCACGGGAGACGACGCUGCAGCAGAAGAAGGCGUCGCUGGAGGCCUGGCUGCACCGGGAGGCGCAGACACUACAGCAGUACCGUGUGGAGCUGGCCGAGAAGCACCAGAAGACGCUGCAGCUGCUGCGCAAACAGCAGACGACGAUCCUGGACGAUGAGCUGAUCCAAUGGAAGCGCCGGCAGCAGCUGGCGGGCAACGGCGGCCCCCCCGAGGGCACCCUGGAUGUGCUGCAGACCUGGUGCGAGAAGCUGGCGGAGAUCAUUUGGCAGAACCGGCAGCAGAUCCGACGCGCCGAGCACUUGUGCCAGCAGCUGCCCAUCCCCGGCCCCGUGGAGGAGAUGCUGUCGGAGCUGAACGGCACCAUCACCGACAUCAUCUCCGCCCUGGUCACCAGCACCUUCAUCAUCGAGAAGCAGCCUCCCCAGGUGCUGAAGACACAGACCAAAUUUGCAGCCACCGUGCGGCUCCUGGUGGGGGGGAAGCUGAACGUGCACAUGAACCCCCCCCAGGUGAAGGCCACCAUCAUCAGUGAGCAGCAAGCCAAGGCCCUGCUGAAGAAUGAGAGCACCCGCAAUGAGAGCAGUGGGGAGAUUCUCAACAACUGCUGUGUGAUGGAAUACCACCAGGCCACCGGGACGCUCAGCGCGCACUUCCGCAACAUGUCCCUGAAGCGGAUCAAGCGCUCGGACCGCCGCGGCGCUGAGUCAGUGACGGAGGAGAAGUUCACCAUCCUCUUCGAGUCGCAGUUCAGCGUCGGUGGCAACGAGUUGGUCUUCCAGGUGAAGACGCUGUCCCUGCCGGUGGUGGUGAUCGUGCAUGGCAGCCAGGACAACAACGCCACGGCCACCGUGCUCUGGGACAACGCCUUCGCGGAGCCCGGCCGCGUGCCCUUCGCCGUGCCCGAAAAAGUGCAGUGGCCGCAGCUCUGUGAGGCACUCAACAUGAAGUUCAAGGCAGAGGUGCAGAGCAGCCGUGGGCUGACAAAGGAGAACUUAGUGUUCCUGGCACAGAAGCUCUUCAACAGCACCAGCUCCCACCUGGAGGAUUACAGCAGCACCACGGUGUCCUGGGCCCAGUUCAACCGGGAAAAUCUGCCUGGGAGGAACUACACCUUCUGGCAGUGGUUUGACGGUGUGAUGGAGGUGUUGAAGAAGCAUCUGAAGCCUCACUGGAAUGACGGGGCCAUUCUGGGCUUCGUCAACAAGCAGCAGGCGCAUGACCUCCUCAUCAGCAAACCCGAUGGCACCUUCCUGCUGCGCUUCAGUGACUCGGAGAUCGGCGGCAUCACCAUCGCGUGGAAGUUCGACUCCGCUGAGAGGAUGUUCUGGAACCUGAUGCCUUUCACCACCAGGGACUUCUCUAUCCGCUCGCUGGCCGACCGCCUCGGGGACCUCAGUUACCUCAUCUAUGUGUUCCCCGACCGGCCCAAGGAUGAGGUCUUCUCCAAGUACUACACGCCGGUUCUCUGUGAGUCCACGCCAGCUAAAGCUGUGGAUGGGUACGUGAAGCCACAGAUCAAGCAAGUUGUGCCAGAGUUUGUGAGCGCAUCAGGUGACGCCGUCCCUGGGGGGGGCACCUACAUGGACCAGGCUCCGUCGCCGGCCGUCUGCUCUCACCCUCAUUACAACAUGUACACGCAGAACCCCGAGACCGUGCUGGACCCUGAAGGCGACUUCGACCUGGACGACACCAUGGACGUGGCCCAGCACGUGGAGGAGCUGCUGCGGCGCCCCAUGGACAGUCAGUGGAUCCCCCACGCCCAGUCGUGACCGGCGGCCACGCGGCCCCACGUUGGCCCCCAGCGCUGCGGGGACUGUGCCGUGUUUGUGUCUCUGUGCCCAACCGGGGGGCAGGCGGCCGUGGGGGGGUUCUCGCCCCACAGAUUUGCUCUGUGCUGUCCCCAAAUGCAGGGUGGUGUCCAGCUCUUUGAUGUUUAUGCCCUUGUAUAAAAGGCAGCGGAUUUGUCGCAUGGUUUUUCCUGUAUGUUCCUUUUACACGGCCCAGCUUCGGCUUUCCGCUUCUGCUCGCGCUGGUGCUGCCUCACUCCCCGCAGCCUCGGGGGGGGCCGGGGAGGCCCGGCCACGGGUUCGCUUUCUGCAGCCGCCACUAAGGAUGUACGUGUGCGCAUCGGUGUUCUAUCGCGGUGACGCCGUUCCGCGGGCGGGGGGUGGCAGUCUGCGGUGUCGGGGUCCCCUCCGGGUCCCCAUCUCGUCCUCUGCCCCCGAGGCUGCGGGGAGUCCUCACGGCCCCGGGUGCGUCCCCUGGUCCCCUCGGCACCACUGCGGGGGGGGGAACGGGGGGGAGGAAGAAGCGCAGCGAGUGGCGGGCGAGGAGGCGACGGAGGCGGAAGGGGGCCCUCUUCCCCCGGCCCGUUCCAUCCGUGUCCCAGAACCUCUGGUUCCCUGGCGAUGUUAUUUUUCUACCACAGAGUAAAUAAAGCACGGACUAUUUUUGUAACACAAAAGCUCUGGGUUUCACGUGUGUCUCGGGGAGGGGGCAGCUCCCGGCCCCGCUCUGCCUGGGGGAAGAGGCCCCUCACCCGCACCCGUCGGGCUGGGGUCGGGGCAGGAGGCUCGGGAGCUGCAGGCAUUGCCCCGGGCCAAAGUAAAGCAAACCGAAUUCCGCUGGUUUUUUUGUUUGUUUGUUUGUUUUGUUUUGUUUUGUUUUAUUUUUUAAUAAAAGGACCGCCCCGUUCCGAGCGGUGCACACCGGG